Xenopus laevis (African clawed frog) is the source of this 840-nucleotide messenger RNA. It is a transcript of the gene smim15.L, whose product is annotated as small integral membrane protein 15 L homeolog. Bases 16 to 318 code for a protein of 100 amino acids. The record is from RefSeq and is a predicted model, not a curated record. The transcript is spliced from 3 exons. NCBI's taxonomy places the organism in Eukaryota, Metazoa, Chordata, Amphibia, Anura, Pipidae. Gene Ontology annotation, cellular component: membrane.
UAGGAGCUGCGGAAUAUGGCCAAUCAGAAAGCUGCUUUUAGGUUGACACCAGGAAGUGCUUUCCCUGGAGUUUACUUGGCAGGAAAUCAGUCGUUGCAGGCUUCUGCCUUCUAUUUGCUAAGGAGGAGCAGUUUGGUGUGUCGCUGGGAAGCGUGGCAUUCAUGUGCCUUGAGCUGUAUAAAUCAGCAUUUGUUGUCAAGCUUACGUCCCCUGCUAAGAAAUACUCCAGUCCAUCAAAAGCUGACGCACAAGACUUCCCCGCUUCCCACAUCACACGGUGCCAUUUCUAUGGUAACUGCAUGCGAGGCUGGAGGCUGAUGGCUCCCCCACAGGCAAUGUGAAUGGCAAGUAAUUAGGCUGAUGGCUAGUGGAACACUUCACUUGGACAAAGGCCCCCUAAUACCUGAAGCCCAAAGUAUCUGAUAUUAAUAAUCGCAGCUCACCACUUCCAAUUACUCUAUAGGUACAUUCCAAUGUAACCGAGAUUUUAUUAUUAUAUUUUAUUAUUAUACAGACAUAGUGCUGGGUUUGUCGUUCUCCCUUUACACUGGUCCGUUUCAGCCAUCUGCCCAAAAAAUGACAGAAUUAUAUUUGUGAUAAUGAGCUACAACAAGCUCUUUGUAUUAGUAUUAUAGUAUCACUAAACGCCAUUAAAUAACACACCUGCCCUGAUAAAGCUGCUAAAUGGUUAUCCUGGCACAGAUAAUGGCAUUGGUUUUAAGGCUGGGCUGAAAAUAUUCUGUGUUUGAGAAAAACCCCGGUUGGAUUCCCAGGUAGAGACAUUACUACAGGAGAAUGUACAAGGAGAUUGAGAUAUUGUUUGUUUGUGUGUAUAUAUAU